AUGUCCUCGCCGGUGCGGUCGGCUUCGGAGCCAUCAGACGAGGAAGAACACUGCGAGCCCUCGCCCGAGUCCAACAUCAGAGAGUGCGGAUACGAGAAAUGGGGCUUCGUCAUCUACCGGACAACGUACGACGGGUCCUCGGCCCGCCCCUGGGAGGACUUCAAGGACGGCGUCUUGAUCAACGCGCGCAGCUCUAUUCUCAAGUCGGACGCCCCAGAAAUCUUGGACACCAUGGAUUUUUUCUUCGUUGAGGACAUCGCCCUUGAGGGCGCCUCGGUUGAGGACCUGCAGCGCCGCUUCCGAGCCUGGGUGGAAGGGGAGGACAUGGUGCCUUUCGAGAUGAGCGAUGGCAACGACAAGGUCUACGUACCGCGCGGCGCGAGGCACGAGUUCUUCAUCAAGGUUAACGACGUCGGACUGCGUGCUUCCUACGUCAGCCUCGUUCGCGGCUUCCCGGAGGUCCCGACGGAGGAGGGUCGUGAGCACGUCAAGGUCUGGCAUCACGCCAUCGGAGCCGAGCUCUAUGACGAGCUGGGCGACCCAAACGCUGCUUGGACAGGGCGUUUCUACAGGUCCGUCCUACCUACACACCUGGUUGCUCAAGGCUGUUGA
Molecule: messenger RNA, 612 nt
Organism: Colletotrichum higginsianum IMI 349063
Lineage: Eukaryota; Fungi; Ascomycota; Sordariomycetes; Glomerellales; Glomerellaceae
Exons: 1
Coding region: 1-612 (203 amino acids)
Source: RefSeq, a predicted model, not a curated record